UGAAUGACAAGAGCUGUUAGUUCCAAAUCCUUCCUAAACAAUUCAGCAUCCGCAACUUCAAGACUGAUUGGCUACGAUUCUCCUUUCGCAAACGGUGGUGAUUGGACGGCUUCCUUGUCAGCCGUGACCCGCGAUCACUCUUCACUUCUCACCGUCUGGUGCACGUUCUCGCUGUGAGAUGCGGAGGACGGUGCAGGACGGACCCGUAUCAUCUCCGGUUGGAUCUGUGAGAUGUAGAGAGCAAAACCGGUUGGACAGAGGAGAAGUCAGAGCUGUUGCCCGGACAACAGGGACGGACACUAGCAACACCAUGGCCCCUCCGCAAAAACUCACCAAGGCUGCUUUUAAAAGUAAACUAAAUCCUUAGACUUUAAAGUUAAAAGAAAUAGAAAAUCCACAAAGUUUAGCCGACUCAUGUCAAAGGUCUGGUAGAAGGAAGCCUCUCGCUUCUCUUGGAAGCAGGACAACAGAUGGAGGCUCUGCCUCUGGGUUUUCAAUGUUGCUAACGCUAGCCGAGUGAACAGCUAUGCCUUCAAAGGUCUCCUGUUUCUACCUGUUGACCGUGGUUUGCUGGGCUAGCGCUCUGUGGUACCUGAGUGUGUCCCGGCCCUCCUCUUACAUGGGCCAGCUGUCCAUCCCCAUCCGCAAGACGGCCAAGCUGCACAAGAACUCCACCUACAGCAACAUCCGCUCGCGGCCUCUCAACCCGCACGACUUCGCCUUCCUCAUCAACGAGCCCAAGAAGUGCGAGCCGGAGGCUCCCUUCCUGGUCAUCCUCAUCAGCACCACCCACAAGGAGUUUGACGCCCGGCAAGCCAUCCGGGAGACGUGGGGGGACGAGAGCACGUUCAGCGACGUGCGCAUCCUCACCCUCUUCCUCCUGGGCCGCAACACCGACCCGGUCCUCAACCAGAUGGUGGAGCAGGAGAGCCAGAUCUUCCACGACGUCGUGGUGGAGGACUUCAUCGACUCCUACCACAACCUGACCCUCAAGACCCUGAUGGGCAUGCGCUGGGUGGCCACCUUCUGCCCCAAGGCCCAGUACGUCCUGAAGACGGACAGCGACAUCUUCGUCAACAUGGAGAACCUGAUCUUCAACCUGCUGAAGCCCACCACCAAGCCCAGGAAGAGGUACUUCACGGGCUACGUCAUCAACGGAGGUCCCAUCAGGGACAUGCGCAGCAAGUGGUACAUGCCCAGAGACCUGUACCCCGAGAGCAAGUACCCCCCGUUCUGCUCGGGGACGGGGUACGUGUUUUCGUCGGACAUUGCCGAGCUCAUCUACAAGACCUCCCUGCACACCAGACUGCUCCACCUGGAGGACGUGUACGUGGGGCUGUGCCUGCGCAAGCUGGGGGUACACCCCUUCCAGAACAGCGGCUUCAACCACUGGAAGAUGGCCUACAGCCUGUGCAGGUACCGUCGCGUGGUCACGGUGCAUCAGAUCUCCCCGGAGGAAAUGCAUCGCAUCUGGAACGACAUGACCAGCAAGAAACACCUCAAGUGUUAGCUAGGCUGGAGAGGCUGUGGAGCCGUGCCAAGCAGGAGAGACGUCAUCACCCUCUCCUCUUUCCUCUCCUCUUUCCUCUCUCUCUCCGUCUCCCCCCCUCUGCCUUUCCCUCCUCCUUCUUCCUCUCUCCCUCCCCUCCCCCUGCCUCUUUCCCUCUUCCUACCUCUCUCCCUCUUCCUCUCUCCCUCCCCUCCCCUUGCCUCUCUCCCUCCCCCUGCCUCUCUCCCUCCCCCUGCCUCUCAAAGCUUCUCAUUGGCUAUGUAUAGCACAUGACACAGUGUGUAUGUAACUGUCUGACCUUUGUCAGGGCAUCGGAUAAUUUCACCUUUUUACCAGGCCGGGGCUAUUCUCUUCACAGAUAACUUAUCUAUUAUCCAGCACUGUAUUAUUCUGCUCACUGAAUAUCUAACCAGUGUGUCCGACUAGCAGGCUUCUUAGUACUUCACACAGAACAAAUCAAACAGAGGAUGUUACCGCGGCUACAGCAACAACCUGUCUCAUUUGUUCAUACGUUGAACAAGCGUGUAACAAAAAUCGAAUGACUGUAUAUUCCACUGUCCACAGUCUUAGCAACAGAAGAUACAAAUCAGUGAAGGCUUAGAAGCUUAGUAACAGAGUUGAUAGAAGAGACAAAUGGUUAGCUUGGAUGCUUUCAGACUCAUUUACUCACAGCUUGAUAACUGCUAAAAUAGAUAUCUCUGUCCCCUAUGCACUGAGAUGGUACCAGUGCAAAACAUAAGCUGCACCGACACACACUAAUACUGUGCGCACACCAUCACUAGGUCAUCUGUAAGGUUGAUGAAGAAUGUAUUCUGUUCAUUCCGGUUUUAUGAGAUCAUGUAUUGUAUAUGUGGGAUGUACUGUUUGGUACGGUUUUAGUGAAGACCAUGACACAUGCUGUGUUUAUAUCAGAGGAUGCAUCAUCGCCGUACUGAUCAUACAGAUGAUCUUAGAUUGUGAGAAGACCAUGUAACAGUCAUUUGUAUGACUUCAAGGUCCUGUUUGCCUCUGUAAUUAAGUGGUAAAAUUUUAUUUUAAAGAUCAGACAUAUUUUCUUACUGCUAAUCCAGAGUUGUGCUAUUCAUCUAUUACCUAUGACGGUAUCUCUUGAACGCCAGUGAUUUUCCUUUGGGACAAACAAACAGCCCACGGGGGUGUUAUUCUGUCUGUGUCAUUUUGUUUCUCUCCUUCCAGCUGCUGUCAGAUGAAACUGUGUUAUAUCACAGUAUUAUUUGUAUGACUUUGUCCAGAAGGACUCCAUGGCUGCAUUUCAUUGCCAACUUCGUUCAUGUUUGAGUGCAUUUAUUUUUUAGUUUUUAAAUAUUUUGGAUUAAAAGAUGUUUU
Messenger RNA from Osmerus eperlanus (European smelt), 2854 nucleotides. RefSeq names its product UDP-Gal:betaGlcNAc beta 1,3-galactosyltransferase, polypeptide 1a (gene b3galt1a). Gene Ontology annotation, molecular function: N-acetyl-beta-D-glucosaminide beta-(1,3)-galactosyltransferase activity. Gene Ontology annotation, cellular component: Golgi membrane. The record is from RefSeq and is a predicted model, not a curated record. NCBI's taxonomy places the organism in Eukaryota, Metazoa, Chordata, Actinopteri, Osmeriformes, Osmeridae.